AUGGCUCCGGUGUAUAAGAUUGCUGUGAUACAGCUACAUCCAAAGCCUCUAGAUAUAGAAGGCAACCAUGCUACGGCCGUUAAGUAUAUCCGUGACGCAGCAGCUCAAGGUUGCCAUCUCGCCGUCCUUCCAGAGUAUCAUCUCACAUCUUGGGUCCCCGACUCCCCCGACUUCAUCCCGCUCUGCGCGCAAUACCAAAAAUACCUCAACUCCUACUGCACCCUCGCAGCCGAACUAAAAAUCAACAUCGUCCCCGGCACCAUCGUCGAAAAACACGCCGACUCCCUCCUCAACAUCGCCUACUUCAUCUCCUCCACCGGCACCAUCCUCUCGCACUACCAAAAGAAAAACCUCUGGCACCCCGAACGCCCACACCUCACCUCCUCCCUGCACACACCUCACACCGCAUUCUCCACCCCACUAGGCAAAGUCGGCAUGCUGAUCUGCUGGGAUUUAGCGUUCCCUGAAGCGUUCCGCGAACUCAUCGCGCAGGGCGCGAAGAUCAUUAUUAUCCCUACGUUCUGGACGCUCGCGGAUUGUAGGGCGGAGGGGAGGAGGAGGAAUCCGUUGGCGGAGGAGUUGUUUCUUGAGAGUAUGGUUGUGGCGAGGACGUUUGAGAAUACGUGUGCGGUUGUGUUUGUAAAUGUUGGGGGCGAGAGGGGGAGUGGGGAGAGGGGGGAUUGGGCGGGAGGAAGUCAGGUUGCGGUGCCGUUUGUGGGGGCGUUGGGGAAGUUGGGGUGGGAGGAGGGGAUGGGUGUUGUGGAUGUUGAUAUGGAGAUUUUGGAGGAAGCUGAAGAGAACUACAAAGUGAGACAGGAUAUGGCGAAGGAGGGUUGGCACUACGAGUACUCUUUGACAAGGAACCAGCCAGCAGAAGGAGGAUCGUAG
Molecule: messenger RNA, 888 nt
Organism: Cadophora gregata
Lineage: Eukaryota; Fungi; Ascomycota; Leotiomycetes; Helotiales; Ploettnerulaceae
Exons: 4
Coding region: 1-888 (295 amino acids)
Molecular function (GO): hydrolase activity, acting on carbon-nitrogen (but not peptide) bonds, in linear amides
Source: RefSeq, a predicted model, not a curated record